AGGACUUCUCAUAAUUUAAAAAUGAGUGAGCAGCAGCAGGAUAUAGCUCAAAAAAUUGCUGCAGCUAGGCAUUUAUCUGAAAGUUUAAAGGAUAAAAUACGUGCAAAGAAGGAGCAAACGGCGGAUAGCACAUUACGUGCAAUGGCCGCAGAUAUUGAACCACUUCCACGCGUUGUUAUGAAGCCAAGAAGAACUCUCAAAGGCCAUCUUGCAAAGAUAUACGCAAUGCAUUGGUCUGCAGAUAAAAGGCAUUUAGUUUCAGCUUCACAAGACGGUAAAUUAAUCAUUUGGGAUGCUUACACCACAAACAAAGUUCACGCUAUACCAUUACGCUCUUCCUGGGUUAUGACUUGUGCCUACGCCCCUUCAGGUAACUUUGUUGCAUGUGGUGGUUUAGAUAAUAUCUGUUCAAUUUAUAAUCUCAGAGGUAGAGAUGGAAAUGUGAAAGUUUCUCGAGAAUUACAAGCUCACACUGGUUACUUGAGUUGCUGUAGAUUCCUCAAUGAUAGACAGAUUCUUACAAGUUCAGGCGAUAUGUCCUGUAUGUUGUGGGACAUUGAAUCAGGCGUAAGAAUUCAAGAAUUCCAUGAUCAUACCGGUGAUGUUAUGUCUAUCUCUUUAGGACCUAAUCAAAAUACUUUCGUUAGUGGUGCUUGCGAUGCGACAGCCAAGCUUUGGGAUAUGCGAUCAGGAAAAGCUGUACAAACAUUCACAGGUCAUGAAAGUGAUAUAAAUGCUGUACAAUUUUUCCCUAAUGGUGAUUCAUUCGCUACCGGUUCAGAUGAUGCAACUUGUCGCCUAUUCGAUUUAAGAGCGGAUAGAGAAAUGAAUCAAUAUAGUCAUGAUAAUAUACUUUGUGGUGUUACAUCAGUGGCAUUCUCAAUUUCAGGUAGAAUCCUUUUCGCUGGUUAUGAUGAUUAUAACUGCAACGUAUGGGACACACUCAAAGGUGAACGCGUUGGUGUCUUAUCUGGACAUGAAAAUAGAGUUUCUUGUUUAGGUGUAUCUGGUGAUGGUAUGGCUUUAUGUACCGGUAGCUGGGACAGCCUUUUGAAGAUUUGGGCAUAGUGUUAAAUAUGCCCUUUACGCGUUAAAAUAUACCCCUAACUACAAAUCCUAAAUGAACUUAUUCGUAUGAUUCACUCAGUGGAUAUAUAUUAAUUAAUUACAGAAUUUACGCUCCAAAUUUCAACUAUCAUCCAAUACGAAAUUCCGGGUAUAUCAAUUUCAAUUAUAAUUGAAUAAGAUUUCCACUCAUUCAUUAUUUGAUCUCUCUUAAAUAUCUAUCUUUUUUAACAUAUCUUAAAAAAUGCAUU
Molecule: messenger RNA, 1316 nt
Organism: Wallemia mellicola CBS 633.66
Lineage: Eukaryota; Fungi; Basidiomycota; Wallemiomycetes; Wallemiales; Wallemiaceae
Product: guanine nucleotide binding protein beta subunit 2
Exons: 2
Coding region: 22-1068 (348 amino acids)
Biological process (GO): G protein-coupled receptor signaling pathway
Cellular component (GO): cytoplasm; heterotrimeric G-protein complex
Molecular function (GO): signaling receptor complex adaptor activity; protein binding
Source: RefSeq, a predicted model, not a curated record